Molecule: messenger RNA, 1054 nt
Organism: Eutrema salsugineum
Lineage: Eukaryota; Viridiplantae; Streptophyta; Magnoliopsida; Brassicales; Brassicaceae
Exons: 5
Coding region: 182-901 (239 amino acids)
Source: RefSeq, a predicted model, not a curated record
AUCUUUCCAAAUCCCUCUACCGAAACAACUUUACUCUCUGUUUCGUCUGGAGAAAUCUAAGUUUUUUACAAAGUCUCAACUUUCAGAGAGAAAUCAAGAAGCAAACUUUACUCGAAAAGUCUAGAGAAAGAGAUGUGGAAGUAAUCGAAGUUCUAAACUUGGAGUGAUAGUAAUUGGUGAAAUGGCGGUUUUAUCGUCGGCGAUGUACGGAAGUUACCGGCCGGUGAAGAAGACGGAGCUGAGAUCAGUUAUACGGUGGAGAGUGAAGUGUCAGGUGUCAUCCGUAAAACCCGCCACGUAUUCCUCCAGAAUCUCCACAGAUAUUCCUCUGCACGAGUCUCCUCAGGCGUUGUUCGAUGAGUAUUUGGAGGAUAAAUCGAGAGUUUUCGAAGCAAUGUUUCCUGAUAAACCCAGAAGCAAUAGGCUUAACGAGGAAGAGUGGAGAAUUCAGAUGUUACCAAUAAACUUCCUCUUCCUCACUGUGUGGCCUGUGGUCGAUAUGAGGUUAAGAUGCAAAUCCAACGGUCAGGAUUAUCCUCCAGAUGUUCCUUUAGAUAUAACCAAAGUUGUUGAGCUCAACAUGACGAGAUGGGAGCUUAAAGGGCUUAACCGAGUAAUGGAACCGUCUGAUUUCAGUUUGGGAGUCAAAGGUGCAUUGUACCCGGACCGAAGAGGAAAACACACAAGGCUUAGAGGUCAACUAGAAAUGAACAUAAGUUUUGUUCUUCCUCCGGUUCUUGAAUUGGUGCCUGAAGAUGUUAGGAGAAACUUGGCCAAUGCGGUUUUGACCGGUUUAGUGGAUAAUAUGAAGCAUAAGGUUAAUGGGAGCUUGCUCGCUGAUUAUAACAGAUUCAAGAAUGAGAGAAAAUUGCAGAGGUUAUCGACUAAAUCCGAGUUUUAAUGUCAAUGUUCAACCAUGUAUAGUUUCUCAGUCCCACAUGAACGAACAAUCGAUUAUAAAGUCUCAGUGUAAUUUUUUUGGUCAACUUAUACAACAAGAGUUUUUGUUUUGUACAGUUUUGUUUCGGAUAAGUACUUAAAUUUCCAACAAAAA